Messenger RNA from Ambispora gerdemannii, 1635 nucleotides. The record is from the annotation of a GenBank genome assembly. Lineage: Eukaryota; Fungi; Glomeromycota; Glomeromycetes; Archaeosporales; Ambisporaceae.
AUGAGAAUCCUGAAAAAUAAUCUAUUUGUUUCCCUUUUCCUGCUCGUUUCGUCACGAUUAGUCAGUGGUGAUGACUAUAUCGUGGGAACGCCUAAACCAAAAGCUCCCAGCUCACCACAAGUACGAGAAUAUAACUUUGAUGUGAAGAAAGUCACUCUUGCUCCGGACGGUUUCAGCCGAAGAAUAUGGACUGUUAAUGGCCAAUUUCCAGGUCCACCUAUUGUCGCCUUCAAAAAUGAUCAAGUAAAAGUGAAAGUCACUAAUAAUCUGGGUGAUCAAGAGACUUCAAUUCAUUGGCACGGCAUAAAACAAGUAGGAACUCCAUGGUAUGAUGGUUCGGUCGGUGUGACUGGAUGUGCUAUUCCAAAUGGAAAGUCAUUAACUUAUGACUUUAAGACACCCGAUCCAGGAACUUAUUGGUGGCACUCUCAUUAUAUUGCACAAUACGUCGAUGGGAUCGCUGGAUCAUUUAUCGUUCAUGAUCCAGCUGACCCAUAUUUAUCAUUAUACGACGAAGAAUUCACGGUGCUCUUGACCGACUAUCACCACGAUGAAGUAUCAACUAAUCUUGGAAUUCUACAGUUGCCGUUUGAUGCUGGUUUCAGAGAGCCCAGUCCAGACAAUGGUUUGAUCAACGGUCGAAACAAUUAUAAUUGUACCAAAGCUCCUGCUGGAUCGAAAUGUACUGCUAAUGCGGGUUAUGCUAAAUUCAAAUUCCAACGAGGAAAGCGAUAUCGUCUUCGUUUAAUCAAUACCAGUGCUCAAGCGUUGAUUUUCUUCUCAAUCGAUAAUCACGAUCUAAAUAUCAUUGAAACCGAUGGUUUUGACAUCAAAUUCCAGCAAGCUCACAGAGUUCCAGUUCACGCCGGCCAACGUGUCUCCGUAGUUGUCAUUGCAAAUCAAGCAGCCGAUAAUUUCUGGAUGCGAGGAGAAAUCGACGUUCAAUGCUAUUUCCAACCACCCGUUAAUCUAGAUCCGAAAUUCAAUGCGAUUGUUCACUAUGAAGGUGCCAAAGAGAAUGUCGAUCCAACAACUAAACCAUGGACUGACGCUCUCGAACAUUGCAUCGACUUGAAUCCUAAUACUCUUAAACCACUUAACCCCGAACUUAUACCAUCCCCAGUUGGAACCUCUUUGUCAUUAUUCCUCGAUGUUCAUCCAGAUGAGCAAAAAAGAGUUCGCUUCUUUAUCAAUAAUUCAAGCUUUGUCCAUGACGAGAAUAAUCCUAUCAUCAAUAAAGUCUAUAAUAAUUACAAUCUUUCGGCUAUUAAUCCCAAUCAAAAUCUUUAUACAUUCAAUAAACUUGGCGAAGUCAUACAAGUUGUGAUUCAAAGAGAUCAUCCUUUCCAUUUGCAUGGACAUAAUUUCUGGGUAUUAGGAGUUGGCCAAAACGAGACAUAUCAACAAGGAGUUUCAACUCUAAACACAGUAACUGCCAUUAAACGUGACACCGCUGUUGUCCCUUCGGCAGGUUGGUUGGUUAUUCGCUUUGUUGCCGAUAAUCCAGGAGUAUGGAUGUUUCAUUGUCAUAUCGAAUGGCAUUUCCAACUAGGAAUGUCUGUACAAUUCCUUGAAAUUCCCGAUAAGUUGAAAACGCUUUCGCAACCACCUGAAGCUCGUAGUCUAUGCCCUUGA